UAAGCUUCCCUUUCAGUAAUUUAACAGAACUGAAGCUAAUAGCUCCAAAACGAAACGUCUAGUUAUCCAUAAAUGGGUAACGCACAUGGACGUGGCCAUCGCAAACACCGUAAUCCCGUUUCUCACAACACCGUUCCUCCGCCCUAUAAAUACGGUGUUCAGCCACAGCCACAGCCACAGCCACCACCAUUACCAAUCCCAACCCAAAACGAGGCUACCUCCAAUUCCAACAUGAUCUCUCUUCCUUACGCGCGCGUCGACACCACUCUCCGUUCACUCGCCGGCCAGGCCGAGGGCUUUGGUCGCUCCGCAAUCGGUGGCCUUCACGGUCCCCUUUACCAUGUCACAUCUCUCGAAGAUGAUGGACCAGGAUCACUGCGUGACGCGUGUCGCAGAAAAGAACCAUUAUGGAUUGUGUUUGAUGUUUCGGGAACUAUUCACCUCUCUUCAUACUUGAGUGUGUCAUCUCACAAGACCAUUGAUGGACGCGGCCAAAAGGUUAAACUCACCGGAAAAGGUUUGCGGCUUAAGGAAUGUGAACAUGUGAUAAUUUGCAAUUUAGUGUUAGAAGGAGGAAGAGGGUCUGAUGUGGAUGCUAUUCAGAUUAAACCUAAUUCGAAGCAUAUAUGGAUUGAUCGCUGUAACCUAAGUGAUUUUGAUGAUGGCCUCAUUGAUAUCACACGAGAAAGCACUGACAUUACUGUUUCUAGGUGUCAGUUUUCUCAGCAUGACAAAACAAUGCUUAUUGGUGCUGAUCCCUCUCAUGUUGGUGAUAGAUGCAUGAGGGUUACUAUACACCAUUGUUUUUUUAAUGGGACUCGACAGAGGCAUCCUCGUGUUAGAUUUGCGAAAGUGCAUCUCUACAAUAAUUACAUCAGAGACUGGGGCAUAUAUGCUGUUUGUGCUAGUGUGGAAUCCCAGAUAUUCUCGCAACAUAAUAUUUAUGAAGCGGGUCAGAAGAAGGUGGCAUUUAAGUAUCUUAAUGAGAAGGCAGCAGACAAAGAAGCAGAAGCAACUGGUUACAUAAGGUCUGAAGGAGACUUAUUUUUAAAUGGUGCUCAACCAGGGUUAAUGACUGAGAACAUUGGGUGUAAUAUGUUUCACCCCAGUGAAUACUAUCAUACAUGGACAGUGGAACCUCCAACGGAUGAUCUAAACCAGGUUCUUCAUCACUGCACUGGAUGGCAAUCUGUUGCAAGGCCGGCAGAUCAAACACUUUGCGCUGAAUAGAAGAGAAGCUGUUGUAUACCUCCAGCGUUAAGUGAACUGAUAGAUUACAUCCCCUCGAUCUACUUCCAUGUGUAUAUAUAUAAUUGUGUGAACUGUUGAUGCUCAUCUUGUUACCAGUUUCGUAAGUUAAUUUCAUAGUUUCAUUUGCAUACAUGUAACAGGGUGUGACAAUAAUAAUAUAUAAUACUAUUAAUGUAUUUUUUA
Messenger RNA from Gastrolobium bilobum, 1434 nucleotides. Its product is annotated as probable pectate lyase 4. The coding region runs from base 73 to 1230 and encodes 385 amino acids. Gene Ontology annotation, molecular function: pectate lyase activity. The record is from RefSeq and is a predicted model, not a curated record. The transcript has 4 exons. NCBI's taxonomy places the organism in Eukaryota, Viridiplantae, Streptophyta, Magnoliopsida, Fabales, Fabaceae.